Molecule: messenger RNA, 1289 nt
Organism: Neomonachus schauinslandi (Hawaiian monk seal)
Lineage: Eukaryota; Metazoa; Chordata; Mammalia; Carnivora; Phocidae
Product: kallikrein-7-like
Exons: 6
Coding region: 140-907 (255 amino acids)
Biological process (GO): positive regulation of antibacterial peptide production; proteolysis
Molecular function (GO): serine-type endopeptidase activity
Source: RefSeq, a predicted model, not a curated record
GACGGCCGCCCUGCACAGGGCUGGACACGCUUGGCUCCCAACUGAGACUGGAGCCGAGAUCACAUCGGACCCUCGGGCGCCCCCCGCAAAAGAGACCCUUGCUUUGCCUGGCAGCCCCCGGAGAGGCUGAGAGGCCACCAUGGCAGGAUCCCUUCUCUUGCCCCUGCAGAUCCUACUACUGACCUUAAUCCUGGGAUCUGCUGGCCAAGAAGGUGACAAGAGUGGGGAGAAGAUUAUUGAUGGAGUCCCAUGUCCAAGAGGCUCCCAACCCUGGCAGGUGGCCCUGCUCAGAGGCAAUCAGCUCCACUGUGGAGGUGUGCUGCUCAAUGAACAGUGGGUGCUCACUGCUGCCCACUGCAUGAUGAAUGAAUACAACGUGCACAUGGGCAGUCAUCAGCUGGGUGAUAAUAGAGCUCAGAAGAUCCGGGCCACAAGGUCAUUCCUCCACCCUGGGUACUCCACUCAGACCCACGUUAAUGACCUCAUGCUCGUGAAGCUAAGUAGACGAGCCAGGCUAUCAUCGAGUGUGAGGAAAGUCAAGCUGCCCUCCCGCUGUGAACCCCCUGGGACCACAUGCACCGUUUCUGGCUGGGGCACCACCACCAGCCCUGAUGUGACCUUUCCAUCAGAGCUCAUGUGCACGGAUGUCAAGCUCAUCUCCUCCCAGGAUUGCAAGAAGAUUUACAAGGACCUACUGGGAAAAUCCAUGCUCUGUGCUGGCAUCCCCAACUCCAAGACCAACGCCUGCAAUGGUGACUCAGGGGGACCACUGAUGUGCAAAGGUACCCUGCAAGGCCUGGUGUCCUGGGGAACUUUCCCUUGUGGCCAACCCAAUGACCCAGGUGUCUACACCCAAGUCUGCAAGUAUGUCAAAUGGAUAAAUGAGACCAUGAGAGAGCAUUGUUAAUCUCUGCAUACUUCCCAUCUCUCCAUCCAUACGCCCUCAACAAGAAAUUCAGAGAAAUAAGGACGUGAUGAACUGUAGUCAUAUUUGACUUUACCUUUCCUCAAAGACGUAUUAAAACCUCAACAAUACACCACAUAUGUAAACCAAUCAAGUUAGCAAAGACCUAAAACCAGCAUGAAACACAAAAACCUCAGUGCUGGUAAAGACACAGUGAGACCAACACUCUCAACCUGUGGAAUUGUAAAUCAUGCCAUUUUUAUGGAAGGCAGUUUGGCAUGGUGGAUUGAGACCCUUAUUUACCAGGUCGUUGACGCUGUGAUUCUAGUUGAGGAAGAUAAACUACUCAAAAAAUAAAUAAAUAAAUAAAUAAAUAAAUAAAUAA